Nerophis ophidion (straightnose pipefish) is the source of this 1302-nucleotide messenger RNA. It is a transcript of the gene ptges3a, whose product is annotated as prostaglandin E synthase 3a (cytosolic). Gene Ontology annotation, cellular component: nucleus; cytosol. The coding region runs from base 158 to 637 and encodes 159 amino acids. The transcript has 8 exons. NCBI's taxonomy places the organism in Eukaryota, Metazoa, Chordata, Actinopteri, Syngnathiformes, Syngnathidae. Gene Ontology annotation, biological process: prostaglandin biosynthetic process; chaperone-mediated protein complex assembly; protein folding. The record is from RefSeq and is a predicted model, not a curated record. Gene Ontology annotation, molecular function: Hsp90 protein binding; protein-folding chaperone binding; prostaglandin-E synthase activity.
GAGAACAAGGAAAUCUCGCGAUCUUUGGACAGCGGGCUCGUUGACGUCAUCUAGUUAACGGUUUAUGUUUCAGUAAUCUUCUUGAGCUCCACAACUAGUUCACUCUGUUGUCCAUAUCAUAGUCUGGCGGAGGAGAUAAAGUGCACGCACGGUGACGAUGCAGCCUGCAGCAGCUAAAUGGUAUGACAGACGGGACUUUGUCUUCAUAGAGUUCUGCGUGGAGGACAGUAAAGACCUGCAUGUACAUUUUGACAAGUCCAAGCUUGACUUCAGCUGUGUAAGUGGAACAAGCGACAUCAAAAAUCAGAAUACAGUGGACCUUUAUGGGGAGAUUGACCCCAAAGGAUCUAAACACAGGCGCACAGACAGGUCUGUGUUGUGUUGUUUACGAAAGGCAGAGCCUGGGAAAGCGUGGCCUCGACUUACCAAAGACAAAACAAGGAGCAACUGUAUCAGUGUGGAUUUCAAUAACUGGAAAGACUGGGAAGAUGACUCAGAUGAGGACCUAAACAAUUUUGAUAAGUUCUCAGAGAUGAUGAACAACAUGGGAGGAGAUGACCUCCCUGACUUAGAUUGUGCUGAUGAUGAGCACGGGUCCGCAGACAGCGACGACGAAAAAAUGCCUGACCUUGAGUAGAUCUACUGGAGUGGUAAAACUUGAAGAUGGAAGUCAGCUGCAAGUUGACAGCAGUCAUUUUCUGGAAAAGAGCUUGUUUGUGCAGUUUCCAAAGCAAAGGAUGAAGGCGAUGAAGACAUGCACACGUCUUCUCGACAUGGACAACUGUGUUCCAAUCCAAAAGUUCUGACUGUAAAAAAUGUGCCGGUGUCUUACCCCCCUUCACAUCCCUUUUUGUUCUGUGUAUUGUGAUUUCUACAAAGCCAGAUUUGUUUUGCUCCUAAAAAGACAACCCCCCCCCCCCCCCCCCCCCUUUUAAUAUUUGUAAUGAAAAUUGCACUUAUUUUGUUGGAUUACAAUAAAGAGGAAUGUUUUUAAUUGUACGUCAACAUGUAUGAAGAUUUAACAUUUAAAUGCAUUUCAGACAGUGAAGUAAAGAAUGAUUUCAUGUGUUGAGAAUGGUACAGUCCAACUUGUGUACAAAAUGUUGUGUAGCAAAUGCAACAAAAACACUUCUUCCAGAGUAAUUCUAAGGUAAGGACAUUGAUUCUAUACCAAGCCUUGUGCAGGUGAUAACACUAAAACUACACUUUGAAAGGUGUGUGGUUGAUCAAAAAUGUGUUUAGCAUCAUUUGUACUUGACUGUUGGCUCAACGUUUCUAAUAAACUUUGUUCACUCUGCUCAA